Messenger RNA from Loxodonta africana (African savanna elephant), 3260 nucleotides. RefSeq names its product glucokinase (gene GCK). Gene Ontology annotation, molecular function: mannokinase activity; fructokinase activity; ATP binding. Gene Ontology annotation, cellular component: cytosol; mitochondrion. Bases 432 to 689 code for a protein of 85 amino acids. Gene Ontology annotation, biological process: glycolytic process; glucose 6-phosphate metabolic process; intracellular glucose homeostasis. NCBI's taxonomy places the organism in Eukaryota, Metazoa, Chordata, Mammalia, Proboscidea, Elephantidae. The record is from RefSeq and is a predicted model, not a curated record. The transcript has 2 exons.
GGGACCCGGGGCUUAAAGAGACUAGUAAUAACCCGGGUUAUUGGCUGGUGCGUGGCAGGAUCAGGCUUCGCGCCCCUCCGGAGCCCACGCCCCCGGUAGCUUUGCGUGGAGAUUACGUAGGCAGGAGUCGCCCCCAUUUCUCCAACAAGAGGCCCCAGGUCGUGAGCACCGGGCGAACUCCCUCGCGGCUCCGCCGGCUGGGUCCCGGCCCCUCCGUCUCAACCACCUCUCGGUGCGGGAGGCGCGGGUCGAGCGGAACCGCGGGGCCGACCCUCUUGCGACCGGCCCAUCUCCCCCGUCGCCUCUGCAGCGACUCGGGCGACCGCAAGCAGAUCUACAACAUCCUGAGCACCCUGGGGCUGCGCGCCUCGGCCACCGACUGCGACAUCGUGCGCCUAGCCUGCGAGAGCGUGUCCACGCGCGCCGCGCAGAUGUGCUCGGCCGGGCUGGCGGGCGUCAUCAACCGCAUGCGCGAGAGCCGCAGCGAGGAGGUGAUGCACAUCACCGUGGGCGUGGACGGCUCCGUGUACAAGCUGCAUCCCAGCUUCAAGGAACGCUUCCACGCCAGCGUACGGAGACUUACGCCCAGCUGCGAGAUCACCUUUAUCCAGUCGGAGGAGGGCAGCGGCCGGGGGGCGGCGCUCAUCUCCGCCGUGGCCUGUAAGAAAGCUUGCAUGCUGGGCCAGUGAAAAGCAGCCUGGGCCAGGGCAGGACGCCUCUCCUUGCAAGGACCCUGGAAGCCUCCGACCCCAGGGAAGAUGGGGAAGGCCCCACCGGGGCCCAUAUAGGCCUCCUCUCUGAGUCAGUGGGACUGACGGCCCUUGGGAGGAGGGAGGGGCUGGGAUGAGCAGGAACGGAAACCCCACAGAGCCCCUCACCUUGCUUGAAUCCCACAACCCAGACCAGAGCUGCACAUUCAAGACCGUUGCAUCUUCUCUUCCCUCUUGGAGCUCUGUCCUGGCUCAGCCAACCCUGGGUCCCUGCUCAGGGAGGAGGCUGCUGCUCUGGACAUUGCUGGGGCCUUGCUUCCCAGGGAACUCAGCCCACAUGGGGAGGUGGCUCCAUCAGCUUGGCCAGACUGUGGCCGGGGGCUGCUGAUCACCCACGCCUGAUGGUUCUGUACUGCCACCCUUGCCAUCUUGCCUGUGGCUCAAGGGGCCCAGGAGAGUAAUGGGAAGGGGGUCCAGCUCCACUGUGGAGGCCUCUGGGCUGUGGUACCCCCAAAAGGCUUAGAGAUAUUGGCCUUGCCCCUCUGUGUCCCCAUCCCUGGUUGGUUCGGCCUGGUUUGUGGUCCUGGAAUGGACCCUCAAAGAAGGUCCCCAAAGCCCCUGCCCGAGGGAUGGUGCCAGCCCUCUGGGUUAGGAACCCACACAGGGGGAGGAUCCCCCCACCUGCUCCCACCGAGAGGCCAGGGAGCAGCUUGGGGAUGGCAUCCUCAGCUCCCACAGCCUUGCCCCAAUUAGCCAAGAGACACCCAGGCCCUUUCUUCUCACCAGAUCUCCCAGGUGUUGUGUUACCCUCUCCACACCCAACCUGUGACUUCAUGUUUUUUUAAUUAAAACAUUUAAAAGUUUCAAACAUGGCUUUGUCAACCAUUCUUUAGCCCCUCUGCAUGAGGCACAGUACAUAAAGAGAUGUCUUCACUUGCACACAGCCGCUUCUGUAGGCCUAGAUAUUUCCUGGAAUUCACUGUCCGUUCCCCCAGCUGUACCCUGGGGAGUGUUAUAAGUAACAGAGCAGACGGAACAGGAAUGGGGGUGGCAGGGGAGUGGGGGUCAGAGACAUUGGACAGUCCCUGCCUUUGCCGGUCCAGCCUGCCUGCCUGCCAUGGGAUGAGGCCUGUGAGUCUGUUGACCUCUCAAUGCUCAGUGCUAAAGUCCUGAGUGUCCUAGGACUUCAUGGGGCUGGGCAUUGCUCUGGACUUGGGGCAGGGCUCCCCCAGGAGCUGUCCCUGCUGCUGCCUAGCCUCACAGGACAAGUUAUAUCCCCUUGAGACCAUUUAGGUGGUUGUAGGGAUUGGGGGGCCAGGGAUGCAAUAUUUCAGACGAUUUCUAAGGUCCUUCCUGAUGCUCACAUGGGUAAAAUGCCUAUUUAGAGUUUGUUGUUAGUUGCUGUCAAGUGGAUUCUGACUUAUGGUGACCCCAUGUGUGCAGAGAAUUCCACAGGAGUUUGAAGCUGUGACCUUUUAGAUCACCAAGCCUUUCUUUCCAGGCACCUCUAGGUGAGUUUGAACCAUCAACCUUUCAGUUAGUAGUGAGAACUUAACCGUUUGCGCCACUCAGGAACUAUCAGUUAGAGUUAUCCAAGCCAAAUUAAUUAAUCUAGGGCCAUUUUCCGCAUAAACGUAAUUACACAUUGUGGGAUAAAGAAUAGAAGCCCUGGUGAUGUGGUUAAGUGCUCAGCUGCUAACUGAAAGGUUGGCGGUUCAAACCUGCCAGCCAAUCUGAAGAAGAAAGAUGUGACAGUCAGCUUACAUAAAGAUUAUAGCCUAGGAAAACCUAUGGAGCAAUUCUACUCUGUCCUUUGGGGUCGCUGUGAGUUGGAAUCAACUCAACGGCCACAGGGAGGGGUAAAGAGUUACUCUGCAUAAUUUGUUCUUGGAAUUUCUGAGUAACUGAGGUGCCUUUGUUAUCUAUGAAACCCUAGUGGUGCAGUGAUUUUAAGAGCUCAGCUGCUAACCAAAAGUUUGGCUAUUUGACAUUAGAGAAAUGCAAAUUAAAACUACAAUGAGAUCCCAUCUCACUCCAACAAGGCUGGCAUUAAUCCAAAAAACACAAAAUAAUAAAUGUUGGAGAGGCUGCAGAGAGAUUGGAACUCAUACACUGCUGGUGGGAAUGUAAAAUGGUACAACCACUUUGGAAAUCUAUCUGGUGUUUUCUUAAAAAGCUAGAAAUAGAAUUAUCAUACAACCCAGAAAUCCCACUCCUCGGAAUAUACCCUAGAGAAAUAAGAGCCUUUACAUGAACAGAUAUAUGCACACCCGUGUUUAUUGCAGCUCUGUUUACAAUAGCAAAAAGAUGGAAGCAACCAAGGUGUCCAUCAACAGAUGAAUGGUUAAAUAAAUUAUGGUAUAUUCAGACAAUGGAAUACUACGCAUUGAUAAGGAACAGUGACGAAUCUGUGAAACAUUUCAUAACAUGGAGGAACCUGGAAGGCAUUAUGCUGAGUGAAAUUAGUCAGAUGCAAAAGGACAGAUAUUGUAUAAGACCACUAUUAUAAGAUCUUGAGAAAUAGUACAAACUGAGAAGAACACAUUCUUU